AAAAAACACUCGUCACCCAAGUAGAAAGCAGUCAACCUCAUCAACCCAAGAACAAAAGCACCCAUCGCCACCCUCCGUUUCCUGCAUCAUCAUGCACGAUCAACGGCUGAUAUCCUGAAUGUGCAAACUCUCAUAAUCCCCCCUGCUUCUUCUUCAGAGAUUCCCCACUCCUCCUUUCCUCCAGAGCGGGUCCCACCCAUUUCCUCUCUCACUGGUCACUUCUUCUUCUUCUUCCUCUUCACUAACUAAAACCCCAAAAACCUCACAGCAGUCAAAACUAACUCAACCAAACUCUCUCGAAGCUGGCAUUGAUGGAGGAGAGGCCGGAGACGGAGCUGAUAUCCAUCCCGGCGACGCCGCGCGCGUCGACGCCGGAGAUACUGACGCCGUCGGGGCAGAGGUCGCCGCGGCCGCCGUCCAAGGAGGCCAAGUCCUCGACGGCGUGGACGCCGACGUCGUUCAUCUCGCCGAGGUUUCUGAGCCCCAUUGGGACGCCGAUGAAGAGGGUGCUGGUGAACAUGAAAGGUUACCUGGAGGAAGUUGGGCAUCUCACCAAGCUCAACCCGCAGGACGCCUGGCUGCCCAUUACCGAGUCCAGAAAUGGGAACGCUCACUACGCUGCCUUCCACAACCUCAACGCCGGCGUUGGGUUCCAGGCCCUCGUCUUGCCCGUCGCUUUCGCUUUCCUUGGCUGGAGCUGGGGAAUACUGUCCUUGACCAUAGCCUAUAUCUGGCAAAUGUACACGUUGUGGAUUCUAGUCCAGCUUCAUGAAGCAGUUCCAGGGAAGAGAUACAACAGAUAUGUUGAGCUCGCUCAAGCUGCGUUUGGUGAAAGGUUGGGCCUUUGGCUUGCAGUCUUCCCAACUGUAUACUUAUCAGCUGGAACUGCAACAGCUUUGAUUCUCAUAGGAGGAGAGACCAUGAAACUGUUCUUCCAAAUAGUUUGUGGACCGAUAUGUACAUCGAAUCCCCUCACGACAGUCGAGUGGUACCUCGUGUUCACUACUCUCUGCAUCGUUCUGUCUCAGCUUCCGAAUCUCAACUCAAUCGCUGGACUCUCUCUCAUUGGUGCCAUAACAGCCAUCACUUACUCCACAAUGGUGUGGGUGCUCUCUGUUAGCCAGCAGAGGCCACCUACAAUCUCGUACGAACCUCUUUCACUACCGUCUUCCACUGCAUCUGUCUUCUCUGUUCUGAAUGCCCUCGGAAUCGUGGCCUUUGCAUUCAGGGGCCACAAUCUUGUUCUCGAGAUUCAGGCAACAAUGCCGUCUACCUUCAAGCACCCAGCUCAUGUGCCAAUGUGGAGAGGAGCUAAGGUUGCAUACUUCUUCAUAGCAAUGUGCUUGUUUCCUGUUGCAAUUGGUGGCUUCUGGGCCUAUGGUAACCUUAUGCCAUCAGGAGGAAUUCUGAAUGCCCUUUAUGGCUUCCACAGCCACGACAUCUCGCGAGGGCUUCUAGCAAUGACAUUCCUCCUAGUUGUAUUCAACUGCUUGAGCAGCUUCCAGAUAUACUCAAUGCCGGUAUUCGACAGCUUCGAGGCCAGCUAUACGAGCCGGACGAACCGGCCAUGCUCGAUCUGGGUCCGAUCAGGGUUCCGGGUCUUCUACGGAUUCGUCAACUUCUUCAUAGGAGUGGCACUGCCAUUCCUGUCAAGCCUUGCUGGUCUUCUGGGAGGAAUGACGCUCCCAGUCACAUUUGCAUACCCAUGCUUCAUGUGGAUUCUCAUCAAGAAGCCCACCAAGUACAGCUUCAACUGGUACUUCAACUGGAUCCUGGGCUGGCUUGGGAUUGCAUUCAGUCUGGCCUUCACCAUUGGAGGUGUUUGGAGCAUGGUCAACAGUGGACUCAAGCUCAAGUUCUUCAAGCCAAGUUAGAACAGAAGGUGGCUUUGUUGUAAUCUCCUCGAUCGCCCUUAGGCGAAUGUUGUAGAUUUGAGUUUUGUGUUUUGAUAAUUGCUGUUGUGCUUGUAAUCAACUGGUGGACUGUGACUUAGUUAAUUCAUGAUUAUCAUAUUGCUCGCUGGCUUAAAGCUCAAGGUUUGAAUUCAAAGGAA
Messenger RNA from Linum tenue, 2053 nucleotides. The record is from the annotation of a GenBank genome assembly. NCBI's taxonomy places the organism in Eukaryota, Viridiplantae, Streptophyta, Magnoliopsida, Malpighiales, Linaceae.